Messenger RNA from Suncus etruscus (white-toothed pygmy shrew), 617 nucleotides. RefSeq names its product thiosulfate sulfurtransferase like domain containing 3 (gene TSTD3). The record is from RefSeq and is a predicted model, not a curated record. Lineage: Eukaryota; Metazoa; Chordata; Mammalia; Eulipotyphla; Soricidae. Gene Ontology annotation, molecular function: thiosulfate-cyanide sulfurtransferase activity. The coding region runs from base 54 to 536 and encodes 160 amino acids. Gene Ontology annotation, cellular component: mitochondrion. The transcript has 5 exons.
CGAAGCCGCGGGGGAAAGGAAGUGGGAAGAAGCCAGGCGGCUGCGCGCCCGAGAUGGUGCCGCUCCCAAGACUGCUCAGUGGCGCGCGCCAGCUGGUCCUCCGGUCGGCGGAGGCGUCUCCGCCCGGGGGGUUGAAGUCAGUCAAAGGAAGUUGUCAUAAUUUUUGUAAUACUCUAUCUAAUGAUGUCACUUAUAAGAAACUUAAAAACCUCUUGAAUUCCAAAAAGGUGAUCUUAAUUGAUGUUAGAGAAACACAGGAAGUACUUGAGCAUGGAAAAAUUCCUGGAUCUAUAAACAUACCAUUGGCUGAGGUAGGUGUAGCGCUACAGAUGGACCCGGAAGACUUCAAAGAGAAGUACAGUGAAGUAAAACCACUUAAAUCUGAUAGAGUGGUGUUUUCUUGUUUGGCUGGAGUGAGAAGCAAGAAGGCUUUGGGUACAGCAAUAUCUCUGGGAUUUAACAGCGCUCAACACUAUCCUGGAGGAUGGAAGGAAUGGAAGGAAUAUGAAUUUCCAGAGAGGAAACAAGGAAAAUGAAUGCAACCUAAGAUAACAGAAUGCAUAAAAAAUUAAAAUCUAGUCCUGACAGCACUAGCUAAUGAGAAGAUGAUAUUUUUU